Messenger RNA from Macadamia integrifolia, 2818 nucleotides. RefSeq lists its product as uncharacterized. Lineage: Eukaryota; Viridiplantae; Streptophyta; Magnoliopsida; Proteales; Proteaceae. Bases 113 to 724 code for a protein of 203 amino acids. The transcript is spliced from 2 exons. The record is from RefSeq and is a predicted model, not a curated record.
CCAAGCGAAGUUUGAAGGAAUAGAGAGCCAACUAGCCUGCAAGAAUUAUUCUUCUCGUGUCUCAUCGCUCUGUUCGUUAUUUAUCUUCAUCUGCUUUUUCUUAUCAACGAAAAUGACGACUUCAAAUUCAAGAACCAGAUACACUGGACCAGUCUUGUCCUACGGGUUACAGAGAUCGAACUCUUCGUCGUCGUCGACGGCUUUCGCAUCUGCAAGUUCGGGUUUCUCUCCUCCAACUACUGGUUUCUUCAAUAGAUCAACCUCUCCUACUUGCCGCAAUCUCUGUGGUUCCGUUCCCUCUUCGUCUUCUCCUUCUGUUCGGUUUUCGAUCGACCGAUCUCGCUCUCCUAGCAGGUCGAUUGCGGUUUCUCCUCGUGAUCAGAUCGUAAAGAAGCAGAGUAAUCUUUUGUCUGCUCCAUCAUCUCCGAAGAGGACAUGUAUGUGUUCGCCGACUAAUCACCCUGGUUCGUUUCGUUGCAGUCUUCACAAAGGUGUCGAUAAUCACCAUCAUCAUGCCGGAUCUUAUCCCUCGUCUAAUCGAUUAAACGCUCGGAGAUCAGCGAUGACAAAUUCGCUUGUUCGGAUUGGUACUGUUGAGGGAGAAUUGGUUAAGAGAGCUUUGGCAGCUUUGAUUAGACCUUCUUCUCAUCAGCAGAAGAGAAGAGAGUCGUUUCAGCAAAGACCUAGUCGGCUUUCUGUUAUGUCGAAUGCCGAAGACUUGUGAUCAAUCAAUCGAGCAGAUGGCGUCCCUUGGCUUUGGGUGAUUUGGUGGCCACUCUCCAUUACUUGAAGGUAUCCUUUGCCCUGAGAUUUGCAUUUGAUUACUUCUAUUAUUCUGACGGCAUGACAUUGACUGAAUUAAGAACUCAUUUCGACUGAAAUUAAUGAACUAAGAAAUCGACGUCUGGAACAUACGAAAAAGGUCAAAUUUAACUAAAUUACUUGACCAAAGCUCAAACCUUAAAGAGAAGAAAUUAGCAUAUUUGUGAAAAAAAAAAAAAAAAAAAGGUUGGGCUUGGUCAGGUUUGAAAAAACUGAAAUCGGGGAUAAAUUGGUCUGAAUCGUCCAAAAAUCAGUUAAAAAUGUAACAGUCAGUGGUAAUUGGCCGGCCGGUCCCAAUAAGCCGAUUCACCGAGGAGAUUAGAUUUGUUUUCUCGUCGUGAUAUAGUUGGUAAAAUCCAGAAACCAGGGCGCCAUUAGAUCCUUCCAGAAAGAAGGGAAAAGAAAGGUUUUAAGGGUGUUAACUAAGAGUCCCAUACACAGUCAAGCAUAGCUGUAUACAAUAUGAUUAUAGAGAGGAAUAUGCACGUAGCCAUGCCCCACGCCCAUGGAGUUACAGAGAAUUACACUACUUACCUUUUAUAAAAUAAAUCUGUGGUUGGAGUGUGGCAGAUUCUAUAUAAUACUAUACUCCUCAUAUUUUUCAUGUGGCAGAAGAUACUUUUUUCUUUUUUUGGUAUAGUCAUUGCUGGCUUCUGAUUUCUUAAAUAUAUUUACCAAAACUCUUUAAGAACAGUACUUUCUUUGGGAAAAAAGUUUUUGCUGGGAAGAGUGGCUCCGAUGGACACAUUGAGGGGUGGGAUGAUCAGUUUAUCCCUAUGAAAUGGGAAAAGAUAUCUCUGUGUAUAUUUUCUCAUGUGUUUCUAUUUUGUACUUUCAUAAUAUUAAUAGUCAAGGUGUCAAAAUAAAUAAUAUAUUAAAAAAAAAGAAGAUAGAUAUUUAAUGAGAGAGAAAUGAAAAAUAUAAUAUUAAAAUGGCUUAAUGGUAGCAGCGUUUAAGCACUUGCUUCAUAUAAGCACCACAUUCGGUUUUAACAGUUGAUUUUAUCUGACAUAAUUUGAAUCGUUCCUUUUUUUCAACCUAUUACUCGUUAUUCUAGUUUACUUUCCCAGCAGGGUUUUUGGUCAAUAUAUUGUCAUCUUCUCUUGCCGUGAAGAGCAACUGUAGUUUCACUCGCGUCUUCUCUAAGAGAGGACUUGUCGGUGCCUGUGUUUGUUCUCUUGGGUCUGGUAAUACCCACCGGAGAGCCGGCGAGCGAGCCCUUUGUCCCAGCCAAGUGCCAUCGACCUUGCAAUCACAAUCGCAGUCGCAUCAGGUUUACAGUUCCGGUGAUUGUGGCAACUUCUCACCAGUGUUACCACAGUCUGCAGAAGAGCUAAGAAGAGGCCGUUGGAAUAGUUUCUAUCAUUAAUGUCGGCAUUUAAAUGGGUUUAUUCUUUUAUUUAUCUAUAAUGUUUUCUUUAGAACAAGAGGCGGUAGCUGUGUGAGAGCGAUUGAUAAACCGGUCAAGAAUUCGCUUCUCUCACUUAAUAUUUUCCAUGCUCUCUAAUGAGAGAGAGGGAACAAUAUUCGAAGGUAGAAGGAGAGUUCAUAGAAGCAAAAAAGAGCUGAUGAAUAAUUAUUGGCUAGGGGGAAGAGGAAACAAAGAGAGGGGACUGGCCAGAAUUUUCUUUUGUUUCAUCCUUUGUUCUACUACUUGGGAUCCAACGCUGUCGUUGUUGCUUUCUUUUUUAUUGUAGAAAUCAAAACCUCUCUGCAUCAAAGAUUGUUAAACACCAAGUGAAAGAGAAUGGUAGUUGGAGACCGGUGGUCGAAUAAGAGAGGUGUAAAAGAAACAAUUUCGUGCAAAAUUGGAAACCUUAUGUAGAAGUAGGGAGCCCUAAUAGAGGUAUGAGGGCAAUCGAUGGCUUGGAUUAAUUAUCAAAAAAUCAAUGGUCAAAAUUAAAUGUGAUGUUUAUAUGAAGCGGGCGCUUAAGUGCUGCUACCACUCACCCUAUUAAAAUUAUCAAAGAGAAUAAAAUAUAAUUAAUUACUAUCA